AUGCCUCAUCCCAAUAGGUCCCCCAGCUCGCCGAGCCUGCGCGAUCCCCCCAAGCAGGUCUCGGGCGAGCUCCAUCUCUCUCGACCUUCCAUGUCUCCUUCGAACCCCUCUCCGCUUCGUGCCUCCGUUCGACGAUUCCCAUCCCGCGGCGCUCGCCCGACCGUCGCGUCGAUAGCAGACCUUUUUGUUGGCUCGCUGGUUCUGGCAGGCUUCUGCCAUGAACACUCGCCACGGACUCGGGCCCGCAGCCUAUCGACACUGCCUCUGAAAAAAUCUGAGCACCACCUUCAGAGAUUUCGGUGCAAGGCGAUGGCUAACCGGGGCCAACUUCCUGUCGGGGAACGGUGGGAAUACACGGGCUCGGUCGCGCAGCCAUCUAGAGCUCGAUCAUGGUUGAGCACUGCGUCAGCACCCGCCGCAGAAAAUUUGACGACGGAGAAUCGUGCGACAAAACGAGAAGAGGAAGACCAAAAAUCUGGAGGAGGCGAUUUCAGCAUGCGGUCUGGUUCGACCGAUUCCGCGACCAAAAAGUCACGGCAAACUUGGUUGCAGACGUUCGACACUAUAGUGGGUUCCAAGCGUUUAGUGAUUCAACAAAAAGGCCCUUGUGUGACUCGGCCAGACUCACAAAUCUCCAUUGAGGAGAUCUCAACUCAGUUAUCAACACCUGAUGACGAACUACGCCUCUCAUUCGAUCAAAAGCGGUAUAUCUUGAAUGCCAACUUGUAUAAGCGAAUACUGGGCGACGAGAACAAUUGGACCGAACCUAUGGACAUUGUUUUCCCGAAGGAGGAUGUGCUAGAGAAGACUAAAAUAGAGGUUAGAGCUGAUGACGCCGUGGACCCUCAUCAAAGCCCCUCUGUGACAAGACUGGUGGACGUCCUAAAUGGCGAUGAUCCUCCAAGUACUCAACACCUGUUCCGUUUGUAUCGUGAUAUCCCAGUCCCGGGAGUCGCAAAGCUCUCCAAACGCUCCCGCGGGGACCUGCUACGUCGGUUCGCGAAUCCCCCUGACCGACGUUGGGCGGAUGCUCGCCGGUACCUCGCAUUGGUGCAAGACAUGGUUGCUGCCGACCUCCCAAUGUCUCGCUCCCUUUGGACGUCUGCGAUCUAUUUUGCUGGGCGCGGAAAUGGCAGCGGCAGGGUGAUGAAGCGAGACUUGGUUCGAGCCAUUGGCAUAUGGCAGCAGAUGGAACAUGUUGCUGGUCUUCAAUCAGACGAUGUCGUCUUCAACAUUCUAUUUGACGUGGCAAUCAAAGCCGGCCAGUUUACUGUCGCUAAUCGACUGGAGGAAGAAAGGAUUAAGCGAGGAAUUGGUUUUAGUCGCUUUGGACUGAUCUCGAGGAUCUAUUCUUUUGGCCUGCGAAAAGACCUCGACAAAAUCUCUCGAACAUUUGAAGAGUUUGUCCAAUCCGGAGAACUGGUUGAUACCGUUGUGCUGAACUCCUUGUGUGCUUCUUUUCUUCGGGCUGGCGACACUGUCGCCGCCGAGGCACUUGUGGCUGAUCCAUCACCUCUCGACCACGCCCUCUCCUCCGAGUUUGGAGAAUAUCGGAAAAGCGCCCGAAAAUUGGGGCGCCUCCUGAAGCACUCGAAAGUCCUUAAACACCGACUCCCCGACCAUCAUCGUGUCCUCCAGAAUUCUCUCUCUAUGGCCCCUGACACCCGGACCUUCUAUAUUUUCCUUCGAUAUUACGCACACCAAAGUGGUCAGUUUGACCAAUUCAUCGCUGUCCUCCGUGAUAUGGAGGAUACCUACACCGUACCCCCGCGCAAUAUUAUUUACAUGCUCCUCUUCGAAGGGUUCGCUCUUCAUGGUGAUCGGAAGCGAUCUUGGUCGGCGGAAAGGCUUCGGCAGACCUGGCACGCAUACCUCCGGGCUCUACGUGAGUCGCGGUCUAGAUUUGAUGCCCAGCAUUCUCGACGGGCCCUACCCAAGACGGUCUGGGAAAAUCCAUUGGGCAAUACUGUGAAUAAAGAAGCAGGGCUAGACCUCCCGGUGAAUGAUGCACCUGACGGUUUCUACAUGCCUCUUCCUUCUGCCUCUCCUGCGACAAGCCCGACCCUUAAUCUAACUAGUCACCCGGAAGAUACAAGAGAGCCCGGACAGGCCCCGACGUACGCUGCCUUUGAUGGCCAGGAACUGGGAAAGGAUCCCCACGCUGCAGCUCACUCUUCACCCGAUGGGCUCCUGGAGCACGAGGACCUGGAGGAGGACGAGAUUCCGGGCGUGGAUGAGUUCUUCACCUCCUCAUCGCCUUCUUCGGCUCCAUCCAGACUCGGCCUGGUCCCUCCCGGCCAGCACCGCCUCGAAAAUGGCGUUUUUGUGGGACGCAAGAUGAUAGUAGUCAUCCUCCGUGCCUUUGGCGCGUGUUGUGGGCCUAAAGAGGUGCUCGAGGUAUGGCUACAGCUGGAGCGGCUCUGGCAUCCUCACCAUCGCAAGGCGAUGGAUGUAUUGGCUAUCAAGGAGGAACUGGACCACCAGCUCUCCAAGGGGCCGCCGCGCACGUAA
Penicillium macrosclerotiorum is the source of this 2511-nucleotide messenger RNA. RefSeq names its product pentatricopeptide repeat protein. Gene Ontology annotation, molecular function: protein binding. The record is from RefSeq and is a predicted model, not a curated record. Lineage: Eukaryota; Fungi; Ascomycota; Eurotiomycetes; Eurotiales; Aspergillaceae. The coding region runs from base 1 to 2511 and encodes 836 amino acids. The transcript has 2 exons.